Molecule: messenger RNA, 2124 nt
Organism: Chilo suppressalis (striped riceborer)
Lineage: Eukaryota; Metazoa; Arthropoda; Insecta; Lepidoptera; Crambidae
Source: the annotation of a GenBank genome assembly
AUGACUAUAAAGUUAUUACUAGUGGCAUGUCUAUCAAUAAAUGCGGUAAACUGCUUUUUUGACAUACAAGAAAUUAUGUCCAAAGUAAUGACCAAGCUACCUAAAGAUUUCUCUGUCGCUAUCAGAGACAUAGCAGAGGGACUUCCAGCCAAAACUAUCACGAUUGUCAGAGGUGAAACGACUAAUAUCAGAUCCCAAGACAUAUUCGAACUGUUUAGCUUGUUGAACGAGCAUAACAUCCAAGUUAUUAAUCUAGAUGUUGGCACGAAACACAACAGAGACAAGUACUAUGGUUUCCUGAAAAAAGCUCUCGACGUGUCUGAAGAAAGAACGAGUCUUAUACUUUGCCAGCCUCUUGAAUGCGAGAGUAUUCUUUCACAACUAACAGAAGCAAACUUGAUUCACCGCACAAUCCUGUAUAUUUUCUUCUGGCCACUCGGCCCCGUGAGUGAGAAGUUCCUAUCCACCAUCAAAGAAGCCAUGAGAGUAGCAGUCCUCACCCAUCCAAGAGAAAGUGUGUUCCGUAUAUAUUACAACCAAGCGACUCCUGAGAGGCUGCAUCAUCUGUUCAUGGUGAACUGGUGGUCAGGGAGGCUAUACAAGUCACCGGUAUUACCGCCUGCCGAUAAAGUAUACCUAGACUUCAAAGGCAGAGUCUUCGAUGUCCCAGUACUUCAUGCGCCGCCGUGGCACUUCGUGAAAUACUACAACGACUCCACGGUGAACGUGACCGGUGGACGAGACGACAAACUGCUCUCCCUUAUAUCUAAGAAGCUUAACUUCAGGUACAGAUAUUACGAUCCGCCAGACCGAAGUCAAGGUGCCAGCAUAUCAGGCAAUGGUACUUUUAAAGGAACAUUAGGAUUGAUUUGGAAACGUAAAGCCGACUUCUUCUUGGGCGACGUGACGAUGACUUGGGAGCGUCUCCAGGCUGUCGAGUUCUCCUUCUUGACUCUCGCUGACUCCGGUGCUUUCCUCACACACGCCCCCGCGAAACUGAGCGAGACAUUAGCGAUCAUCAGACCGUUCCGAUGGGAGGUAUGGCCGCUAGUAUGUGCUACGGUGUUAGUAACAGGUCCAGCACUAUGGGUGGUGAUCGCCGCUCCGUCGCUAUGGCAACGCCGUCGGAGGGACCAGUUAAAGCUGCUGAACAACUGUUGCUGGUUCACCACUACGCUAUUCUUGAGGCAAUCAUCAAGCAAAGAGCCAUCGAAAACCCACAAAGCGCGUCUAGUGUCAGUGCUCGUUUCUCUCGGAGCCACCUACGUCAUCGGGGACAUGUAUUCAGCGAACCUCACCAGUCUACUGGCACGGCCUGCAAGGGAACAGCCGAUCGGGACCCUGCCGGCCCUAGAGGAAGCCAUGAGAGAUCGAGGUUACGAACUGGUGGUGGAAAGGCACAGCUCUUCUUUGGCGAUUCUCGAAAAUGGAACGGGCAUAUACGGCCGUCUCGCUCGCCUGAUGCGCCGGCAGCGGGUGCAGCGCGUGCGCAGCGUGGAAGUGGGCGUGAGGUUGGUGCUCACGCGCAGACACGUCGCCAUCCUCGGUGGAAGGGAGACGCUGUAUUACGACACUGAGAGAUUUGGUUCUCACAACUUCCACCUCAGUGAGAAACUUUACACAAGAUAUUCAGCCAUAGCGUUUCAAAUAGGGAGUCCGUAUUUGGAAACAUUCAACAACGUGUUGAUGACAUUAUUCGAGGCUGGUAUAUUGGCGAAAAUGACAUCGGAUGAAUAUAAGAACUUGCCAGAACAAUCGAGGAGGUCGGAGCCCGUCACAGAGAGUGAUAGACAGAACAGUGACGUCACCGGGGACUCCCCCGCCGCGUCUCAGACGCAGGGAGAGCCCACAAAGGGGUUGGAGCCGGUCUCAUUAAGGAUGCUGAGGGGUGCCUUUUGUUUGCUGGGCAUUGGACAUCUCUUGGCUGCUAUAGCUCUAGGUGUGGAAAUCCAGAUACAUCGUCGGAGUAAGAAAUGUAUGCGAGUCAAUAUGAGAUCAGAACACAAACAUUCAACUAAGGAGAGCAUGUUCAGGAGAGCGAAUAAGCACAUCAGACGUAUCUGUAGGAGGAUACUCAGAUCUAUGUGCAGGCUAAUCGAUAGAGCUUUAGGACCUACCACUUAA